Molecule: messenger RNA, 6713 nt
Organism: Lymnaea stagnalis (great pond snail)
Lineage: Eukaryota; Metazoa; Mollusca; Gastropoda; Lymnaeidae
Source: the annotation of a GenBank genome assembly
GGGUUAUAAUGGAUCAAUAAACACAACCACUCUGCUAUAAACCACUUAUGAUUAGCAAUGGCUCAGUCGAUUUCGCCAAAAUAUUUUAAUUAAAUGAAAUCCAUUAAGUUUCGCAUAACGGAAUAUAAUUUCAAGUGGUGAUGGCUUUAACUGAUAUCAUCUAUCUAUUUAUCUUAACUUGAUUCAUGGAGCGUUCAAAUUACCAGCCAGAUGAGGCUCCACAGUUACAGCAGUCGAAUGUGGGAGGGGGUGCUAGUUCCAACAACGUCAAUUCAAAAUUAACAAACUCCAACAACAGCGGUGAAUGCAUUGCUAGUGCCAGCAGUAACACCAAUUCUAUCACUACAAUAGAUGAUAGUGAAAGGAGGGGUGCUUUAGAUGCUGACAAUGAUAAUGAUAACACAGUCAGUGAAGAACUGUCCAGAUAUAGCUCACCGUCUCAAUCUCAGAGCUCCUCGUGCACAAGCAUCACUAACCCAUUUUAUGAUGGUCCACAAAAUAUUAAUGAAAGUGUUAGAAAUUUUAGCACUAGUAAUAGAGUCAAUGUCAACGAACCAAAAGAAAUAGCCCAAAGAGUGGGCCAGAGACUUUCACUGAGUUCACAUCGAAAGAGAAGUUCGGUGGAAGUUAAUUCUGGAGCUGGUUCUAGUAACGUUCAGGGUCAAGGCGCUAGAGGUAACUUACAAUCAAAUCAUGUGGAAGAAAAAAUUCAGCAAAGAGUCAUCAUAGUUUGGGACUUAGGUUAUUUGGUAACCUGUCAUGGCUUUCUUCAAUUCCUGCAAAUGGUAGGUAUCAUUGUUAGCUUAGUAGUUUCUUUUGGCCUCUUCUUUGCUUUUUCAACUGUUAGUGGAGCAUGCACUAUUAACAAUAUAUUUCCCCACUGUCUGGUCUCUUGCAAUUUUUAAAACUGUUUCCAACUCUUUGGAAUUUAAGCUCACCCAUGACCAUGUCAAAUUGUCAGACUGGUCUACCUCUAUACUCUAUACACCUGGUCUGCUCCAUCCUCUUGAUCCCUAUGGGGUCCAUACUAGUUCUUGCCUAGUUAGUCUUGGCAUCUGUUGUUUAUUUAGGUAUGACCCAUUCAUUUCUACCUCAUUUUUGAAUUUCACCCCAUCUGGAAAUUCUGAUCCCAAUUCUCUCCGGGUUGUGUUUUGGAUUUUGUUGAACCAUUUACUAUUUAGGAUUCUUUCAGGCAGCUGUUUGCAGUAUUCUCUAAUGUCUUUUUGUUGAUCACUAACUUUCUGAGCCAUACAACAGAAAAAGGUUUAACAAUCUUGUUCAAGUAUAUUGACAAAAUGGAUACAAUUUGCCCUGAGUUCCAUAUAACUGAAGUCCUUUGGCCUUCUCAGGAAGACCUCAGUGCUUCCAUCCUUUCUAGCUAUACUACUUGGAUAAGUAAAAUUAUCUACCUUUUCUAGUGAUUUUACUCUUAUCACUGCCAUGUCUUUGCUGUUACGAUUUAUUCUCAUUAAUUUUCUUUUCAUUGUUUGCUAGUCCAAUUUGUCCAGAAAUGUUUUAUCUUUUAUUUGUGUUUGGCUUUGACAUAAUAUGGCUAUGUCAACUGCAAAGUCUGACUUAGGGUUGCCCUAUGAGGCUAAAAACCAAAACCGUAAAGACAAUGUUUAAGGACAUAUUGCUCAAGUUGCUUGAAAAUUAUCAAUUGUUCCCUCUCUUCCAUGGAAAAAUAAACUGGAAGAAAUUUAAUUCCAUUCCUGUGGUGCUGCAGAAACUUACUAGUAACAAUAUUUAAUAACAUUAACGAUAGCUCUACUUUGUGAUUAGUUUCUGAAAACCUGAAUGAAACAAUAUGUAAGGAUCAUCUGCCAUCUUGGUUGCCGUGAUCUGCGAACUUAUGUCCUAAAUAUAUCCCUAAACCUAACCUGAACCCUAAAUCUAUCCCUAAAUCUAACCUGAACCCUUAGCUUAUCCCUAACCUAGGUUUUGACCCUAUCAGAACCAGGGUUUUGACCCUAUCGGAACCACGGACACAAUACGCAAAUGACGUCAGGAUGCUAUCUCUCCAAAUUAGCCCAAUCAUGUAAUGAAACUAUUAGAGUAGUUCUUUUAGGGUGCCAGUUCAUUAGGGAUUCAAAACCCACCUCUAACCUAAAUGCAGCGAGUUAAAUAAAUACUCCUCAAGUGUAUUAUUUUAUCAUUUUAUAAAGAGAGAAAUGUAAUGAUAUCCAAAUUAGUAGACUUAAAAGUAAUUAGUUUUAAAAUGUCUGUAGAGCAGGGCUUUUUCACUUUUUUUGCAGCACAGCACCUCUCUUGAUUUCAAUACAUUUUCUGUACCCCCCAUUCGGCUUCAUGACAUAUCUCACACAUCCCUAAGGGUCAAAUUUGCAUAUAGUUUUUAUUAAUAAUUCUGAUUUUCCGGGUCUUUCAGCACCCUCUAACACUGCCUCCCACAUCCUCAGGGGGUGCAGACACCCCUGGUUAAGGAUCUCUGCCAUAGAGUAUAUUUUAGCUAGAAAGUAUACUAAGAUAAUGUUAAAUUAAUUAACUAUAGAUUUGUCCAUAGUCCUUUCACUGCAUAAGCUCAUUUUGUCCUCCAAGGUCAUGACCACAGCUGCACUUGUGUGUCUGGUCAGUGCUGGUGGUCAAGAAGGUGGACUCCUCAACCUGCCUCUUAGCUGGCAUUUUCGCAUUAUGCUUUUUGUUCUGAUACUUACACUUCUAGUUACAGUAGCACUUCUCUUUGGCAAUCUGACUUCACUGAUUUCAAUAUUUGGAUUUGAGUGGACAUUUUUCGUAAGUAUUUUUUAUUCAUAAAAGCUUUUGUUGCAAAUUGAUUUAUUCAUAGCCCUUACAUUAUAUACUUCAUGACGGACUAUGUUUUUCUAAAUCAUCAAUGGAAUUACUUUCUCUUUAGAAAAUAUUAUGACAGAAAUGUUUGACCAAUAUUGUUUAGAAAUCAGUUAAAAGUAACCUGCCAAGGUGUAUAAUCACAGAAAGUAGAUUGAAAAAAAAGCCCUCUACUAGUCUAAGGCUAGAGUGUUAUGUCAUUUUAAAUAUAUAAUCUUAAAAUCGAAUUAUUAAAUUUUAGCCUAAAAAUCUUUUAGCCUCUUAUAAUAAAUAAGUAGAUGAAUGUACAAUUGCGUUUUAAUAAACCAUUUGUUUAUUUACAGGAUAUGAUCGUCUACUCCUUGUUUGCCUUCCUGUAUCUUGUUGGAUCUUCCCUUGUUGCCAGUGCUUUCGACUUUUACGAAAAGAUGAAAACAGAUGUUACUAAAGAUACAAUAAAUCAGCUUGUCACAUCAGUGGUGGGUCAUUAGCAUCAGAGAAAUACAUUUCAAAAUGUUUUUGACAUUUAUUAAUUCAAUAUUUAUGUCAGAUAAUAAUAAAAAAUAUAUACAGAACAUAGUAUUCUUAUUAUGAUAAAAAUAGCCUUAUGCAGGAAGUUCUGAUUUACUACCUGAUAAACUUUUGACCUGGAGGAAUGACAUACAUGGGAUCUCCAUACUAGUUAUAAUACCACUAUAUUUAUAUAUACAUUAAUAGCUGGUGUUUCAACCCAUGAUCAACCAAUUGGUACUGUCUUAAAUCAAGGGCUGCCUUCAGCCAUGGUGCAUCCUUUGAUACAGUUUUUAAAAAAAUUUGUUCAUAACUUGUCAACCCACCAACUGCAUUAACACUUUAUAUAUAUCCAUAUAGUUCAUAGAAUAUAAAAUCCCUUCUAUCCACAUGUCGUCACACCCCCCCCCCCCCCCCAAUGGUCAAACAUAAGGUUAUAAGAAAGUAAACUCACUGACUUUGUUAAGUCCAAUGAUAUGGAUUUCACUUUGUUGAUUUAAAUCAGGGGUCUCAAACUCAAAUCAUUCGGGGGCCGCAGGAGGUAGAGUCUGAGUGAGACUGGGCCGCACCAAGUAUUCCACAAAAAAGCGAUUACAGAUUCCAUAAAGUACAAGCUUUAUUAAUAACAAAUAAAAACAUUAAGGGUUCUUAAGAACUAGGCUUCACUUUCUUCCUCCAACUCCUUGUUGCCCAUUUGACUUGAAUAAGGAAGCAACUGAGACCCUCAGCAUAUCUUAAAAAUGCUCAUCGGUAAGUUUGGCCCUGAAUUUUGACUUGUUAAAGUUCAUAGCGGAAAAGAGAUUUUUACACAGCUAGGUACUCCCAAAAAGGCACAUGAUCCGCUGAGCAACGAAAUCUCAGGGAAGGUGGAAGGCAAUGCUCUCAUAAAUUGUCCAUGCUUUUCUGUUUCUCCAUUCACCCCCCUGACUUAGUCUUGAGUACAGAAUUGCUCUGUCGAUCAAUUAGCUCCAUUUAAAGCGCAAAUGGGGUGGGGGCAUCUUCCACAUUGAAGGAGAAAUGGUCAUCAAAAAGUUGAAAAGUGACCCUGUCUGUUUUGAAGUCUAAAAAUAUGUGAUCAAAUUCUUCUUGUAGCUUUGCAAUGGCAGCAGUUUACUUACUACUGAAUGGUGUGCCCGAGUCCUUGAAUACUUUGCAUGUUGGGAAAUGGCAGAGGUUUCUCUGAGAACCUUAACACAAGUUUUGUGCAGAAUGCCCUGACAUUGUCAUUGGCAACACUGACAAGCUGCCCCUGGUCUUGUAACUUCUUUUUGAGUAAAUCAUCAGCCCCUGUGUAAUGUCAACAAGAAAAACUAAGUCCAUGAGCCAUUCAGGAUCACUUAAUACAGGAACAGCCACCCCAUCCUUCUCCAUCAAGGCUUUGAAGACUGAAAGGAAAAUCAAACAGUAGGCAGGAGCAGGCAAUAUUUAUGAAUUAUUGAUGUGAAGGAAGAUGCUAUUGUAGUUGUAGGGAGAAUGAAUUUUGAUUUUUUUUAUUGUAUAAAAGGCCUAUCCCUAUUUUGAAAGUGAAAUGAGUAAAACAGAGUAGGGUUAAACCUGAAAAAAUAAACGCAACAAAACAGCGAACGUGUCGGCAGAAAGCCUUCGCCAGCGAACAAAACAACAGAAAAAACGUUAUAAAAAUAAGAAAUAGCACUUAGCUGGUAAGUAGUAUCUGUGGGCAACACUUCUAUUGCUGCCCACAGAUACUACUUACCAGCUAAGUGCUAUUUCUUAUUUAAUGUUUUUUCUGUUGUUUUGUUCGCUGACGAAGGCUUUCUGCCGACACGUUCGCUGUUUUGUUGCGUUUAUUUUUUCAGGUUUAACCCUACUCUGUUUUACUCAUUUUAUUUUGUACUAACCUGAUUAAUGUUUUUUCUGUUGUUUUGUUCGCUGACGAAGGCUUUCUGCCGACACGUUCGCUGUUUUGUUGCGUUUAUUUUUUCAGGUUUAACCCUACUCUGUUUUACUCAUUUUAUUUUGUACUAACCUGAUUGCAGUCUCUCCCCUUAUUACCCCUAUUUUGAAAGUGACUAGGCUGACAGGCUCGGAAUUUCGCUCACGUGUAAACACUAGCAGCAAUUUUAAUAGGGAUUCAGACUGCUACGAUUUACAAAAUUGUGGUUGUGCAUUACCCACUAAAUGACUUUUUAAAAUUUUUCUCAAAACCCCACUUUGGCCAUGUUUGUCUCAUAAAAUGCUAUAAGAUAAAAACUUUUAGUCUGAUUUUAAAAUUUGUUGUAUUAUUAUAAUCAACAUCCAAACCUAUACAAACAUAAUAAAAUGAGAAUUAGACUAGUCUGUGAGAUUCGGCUAAAACCGUCGCGGAGGUUCACAUCAUAGAUAGAAUGGGGAAAACGCGGGGGGCCACUUUAACACUAAACUUUGCUGUCAUGUAGCAGGCCGCAAAAUAUCGUCUUGCGGGCCGCGAGUUUGAGACCCCUGAUUUAAAUACUUGAGUCUGAAUUGCUACAUCUGGCAAAAUUAACAGAUGAAUUACUAAUUACUUCUAAAUUGUUAUCAAAUUUAUCAUUCGUCCAAUAUUGUCCAUUGAGUAAUGUAAAAACUAAAAUGUUGAUAACAAUCAGACUUUUAUACAAGCUAUUUAUAAGUAAAAAUUAUAGUUUUUUUCCAUUUAGGCAGGAAGUAAACAAGUUAGAUUUCAUGCCCAUAAAAAGGGAGAGUAUUCAUGAAUUUGUCUUGUUCCUAAUUUAUAUUGUCCUUUGGAUGUGUUAGGAAAAGUAAAAAAAACUUUUUAUGAAUGCAGUACUAGUAAAAAUGUUACAUGUAAAUGUAAAGGAAUACUAAGGACAUUGUUACUAUUUGAUCUGUUAUUUUUUUUCCCCAGAUUCUAGGCUAUAUAUGUAUGUUGCUAAAUGGACUCACAGCAUUUAUGAGUUACAGAAAGUGGAAAAUUCAGUACAGACUCUAUCAACGCAGAAAACUCAUUGAAGAGGAUGAAAUCGACCUUUAGGUUGAGGACUUACCCACACUGCCUGUUCUAUAUCUGUGUUUCAAAAAGCACACUGUAAUUGUGAGUUAGAAUUUUACUGAUUUUUACAUGGAUAUUUGGGGAUUUUUUCUUGAGUUGAUUUCAGCCUUGACUUAACUCCUUUUAUUUUUGUGUGGCUAGAAGAGCUAGAGUCUAUAAAAUUAAAUAUUUGGAUAAACCUAAAUACUUUAUUUAAAUUUACAUUAAAUUUAUUAAAAAUGAAAAAAAAGAAAUGGAUUAUUUUACUUUGCCUUAAAAAAAAAAUAACAUCAUAGUUCAAAGGUUUAAAAAAUUUGACAAUUUACAGCAAGAUUUAAACAUUUAUUUGUUCAUGAAUUAAUGGCGUUGUAUUACUUUUAUUUUGUUUGAGCAGAAAGAAACGGUGGGCGAUUCAUUGUCAAAUGGCCAUUGCCCAUCUCUACUUGAUAUU